This is a messenger RNA of Mycena citricolor, 1470 nucleotides long. Lineage: Eukaryota; Fungi; Basidiomycota; Agaricomycetes; Agaricales; Mycenaceae. The record is from the annotation of a GenBank genome assembly.
UCGAUCAAAGUGUCCCCUUGCUCUGGAUUCCAUGUCGGUGGCGCGCUGCAGCUCAAAUUCGAGCAUCCGGUCCUUUCUCCACACCGACAAUGCCGCUAUUCCUCAACCUCCGCAACUACGACCCAUCGAAUCUUGCCUUUACCGAGGCUAGAUUACCGUGCCAUCUCGGAAAAUGUUGUAUACAAGUCCAACAAUGCUCUCAACCGUAAAGCACCGCUCCCGCAUGAUGCGGUCCAAUCUGUUGCUCGAAACUUCAAGGAAUUCAAAACGUUGUCGGGCGAACUUAAUUCUCAGCGGAAUGCUCGAUCUGUAGUUGGGGAACGAAUUAAACGGAGCGCGACAGAGAAGAACUUAGUGGAGAAGGAGGCCGCGCUCGCCGAAGCACUCAAGAUGAAGGAGAGCAUCGUCCAGUUGGAGUCUACUCUGAGUAAGCUCGAAGAGGAGAUGCUGGCCACUGCGCUGGCCCUCCCGAACGACACGCAUCCCUCCUCCCCGCUUGGACCCGAGUCUGCUGCCGUACUUCUGUCUACACAUGGUCCUCCACCAAUACCCGCAACUCCAAAACGCGACCACGUGACGAUUGCACAAAAAUAUGGGCUGCUGGAUCUUGAGAAGGCGGCGACGGUGACCGGCAAUUCAUGGUAUUAUCUAAUUAAUGAGGCGGCGCUUCUCGAAUUGGCGCUCACCAACUAUGCACUGUCUGUCGCCAUCAAGCAUGGUUUCACACCAGUCAUGACGCCAGACGUUGUCCGCUCAGACAUUGCGGGCCGUUGUGGCUUCCAUCCCCGAGACCACGCGAGCCAGACCUAUCACAUCCAGAGCAAGUCUCAAGACUUGAUCCUGGCUGCGACUGCUGAGAUCCCUCUCGCUGGCAUGUUCGCCAAUCACAUCCAACUGGAACGUACGUUGCCCAUCAAGGUCGCUGGGGUCGGGCACGCGUUUCGUGCUGAGGCUGGUGCGCGCGGCGCAGACACACGGGGGCUGUAUCGCGUUCACCAGUUCACCAAAGUGGAGCUGUUUGUUGUCUCGCCUCAUGACGAAAGCGAGCAGUUGAUGGAGGACAUGAAAAAUGUGCAAAUCUCCAUAUUAAGUGGCCUGAACCUCUCCUUCAGGGUUUUGGAUAUGCCUUCGGAAGAGCUGGGUGCCAGUGCGUAUCGCAAAUAUGACAUGGAAGCAUGGAUGCCCGGCCGGGGAACAUGGGGCGAGGUGUCCUCUCUUUCGAACUGCACCGACUACCAAUCUCGGCGAUUGCAUAUUCGGUACAGAGAGAGCGCGCCCAACACAACACCGACGAGUCCCUUCGCCCAUACCUUGAAUGGGACAGCUGCUGCAAUCCCACGAUUGAUCGUCGCACUGCUCGAGAACGGCGCGAUAUUCGAUGACCGAGACGAGCUUAUUGGCAUCGCUCUGCCCGAGGUCCUGCGUCCAUUCUGGAUAGGAGAGUCCAAGCCUUACAUCCAGUGGCAAUAA